Pollicipes pollicipes is the source of this 2224-nucleotide messenger RNA. Its product is annotated as protein zer-1 homolog. Gene Ontology annotation, molecular function: protein binding. Lineage: Eukaryota; Metazoa; Arthropoda; Thecostraca; Pollicipedomorpha; Pollicipedidae. The transcript is spliced from 3 exons. Gene Ontology annotation, cellular component: Cul2-RING ubiquitin ligase complex. The coding region runs from base 191 to 2224 and encodes 677 amino acids. The record is from RefSeq and is a predicted model, not a curated record.
CAUUGUUUUGUGAUGGGGUCCUGGGCGGGGUGUUGAACCCCCGUUGGCUUUGUUGAGGAAGGAUAUUUCGAUGCUGUACUUGGAGAGCCUUUUUGUUAUGACCUAAGACUGAACACCGUUGUGUUGGCCUGAAUCGCCUAAUUGCAGCGUCGCCGUGGACGGCCCCGCCGCCGCUGCCGGCGGUGACACCAUGUCGGUCGUCGUGCCGAGCACGCUGGACCCGCCGGCGCUGUCGACGCUGGCGGCGCGCGCGCUCGUGCGCCACCCGGGCGCGCUGGGCUCGCGCGGCUCCAACUACCCGUGGGACACCAGCUGGCGCCUGUCGCGCUACGUGAUGCUGACGGAGGAGGUGGCCGACCUGCUGCUGCGCGAGUGCCGCCGUCUCGGGCCGCCCAACAACUUUGUCUCGCUACUGUACGAGGCGGGCCGGACGCGGCGCGUGCGCCUGCAGACGGUGGACGUGCGCGGCCUGCCGGUGGACGCCGGGCAGAUCGUGCGCCUGAUGGCCGACCGGCCGCGCGAGCUGCGCUUCGACGCCGUCGUCGAGUUCACGGCCGCGAGUCUGGCGGCGUUCAACGAGCGCUGCGGGCAGCUGCGGCAGCUGGCGAUGGUCGGCCGCAUGGCGCCCACCACCGUGUUCCUGGACGCCUCGCUGCCGGCGGAGGAGCGCGAGAAGCGGCUGGCACCGGACGCGCCGCCGCUGGUCGCCUGCCCGCGCCUGCGCUCCUUCACGCUGGUCGGCUCGGCGGUGGUGGGCUUUAAGCCGAGCCGCGCCUACCUGGACACGCUGCUGCGCGCCUUCACGCAGCUCACGCACCUCGAGCUGAGCAACGUGUACUCGGAGGUGGACGCGGCGUUCGCGGCGCACAUCCGCGCCACGCGGCCGCUAGCCUUCCUCGGCAUCUACGGCUGCAACGCCUCGCACCGGCAGCAUCUGCCGGCCCUGCGCAUCGGCGGCGACAUCGGCGAGGAGCAGCUGCUGAACACGGCGCGCGCGCACCGCCACCACGUGCUCAUGAUGCCGGACGUGCUGGAGCAGCUGGAGAUGCUGCUGCAGAUGAACCACGGCGUGCAGCGCUGGCAGGAGAUCCUGCACCUGGCGCUGGACGCCAUGGACGAGUUCGCCUUCUACAAGGAGGUGCACAUCCACUGUGGCGCCAUCAUCCAGAAUGUGACGUCCAGCCGCGCCUGGAUGGCCGUGCUGACCGAGGUGGAGCGACAGCGCGUGCUGCGCCAGCUGUUCCGCUCCGUGGCCCUGCACCGCAAGUCGAUCCGCGUGCGCCGCUUCAUCGCCAUCAUCCUGAUGAACUUCGACGUGCCGCGUGAGAUGAUGUUCAGCUUCGAGGGCUUCCUCGACACGCUGGGUCACAUGCUGAGCGGCGUGCUGAACGAGCGGGACACUUUCGUGGAGCGCGUGCUCAUCUUCCUGGUGAACAAGACGUGCUGUGAUGUGGACGGCCAGUGCAAGGUGAUGGUGGGCGAGCGUGGUCUGGUCAAGAUGCUGCUGAAGGCCAUCCACGCGCGCUGCCAGGAGCACAACUGCGACGAGGUGAUGCGCUUCCUCUGGUCCUGCCUCUGGAACGUGACGGACGAGACGCCGCAGAACUGCGAGCUGUUCCUGAGCAACCGCGGCAUGCGCCUGUUCGCGCAGUGUCUGCACGAGUUCAAGACGGACAGCGGCGAGCUGGUGCGCAACAUGAUGGGCCUGGUGGGCAACAUCGCCGAGGUGCCGCACCUGCGCGCGCAGUUCCUCACCAAGGACACAGUCGAGACGUUCCUGCGCCUGCUGAACUACUCCACCGCCGACUUGGAGAUCAGCUACCACGCGGCCGGCGUGCUCUCCAACAUGCUGUCGGACGGCGUGUCCGCCUGGACGCUGGCCGAGCCGAGCUGCGCCGAGGUGAUGUCGCGCCUGGAGCGCGCCAUCCGCGCCUGGAACGUGGCUGCCGAGCGUAGCAUCAACUACCGCAGCCUGCGUCCGAUCAUCCGGCUGCUGCGCUGCGACGUGCCCGAGAGCCAGCUGUGGGCGGCCUGGGCGCUGGCCAACCUGACGCAGGCCAUGCCCGAGCGCUACGGUCGCAUGGUGGAGGACGAGGGUGGCGCGCGGCUGCUGCGCAUCGUGGCGCAGUCUGGCGACGACUCGUAUCUGGUGCGCCUGGCGCAGCAGUGCCUGGACAACGUGCAGCGGCAGCAGGACGGCGCCGCCAGGCAGCCCAUGAGCUGA